Phytophthora sojae is the source of this 1299-nucleotide messenger RNA. RefSeq lists its product as hypothetical. The record is from RefSeq and is a predicted model, not a curated record. Bases 1 to 1299 code for a protein of 432 amino acids. The transcript has 6 exons. Lineage: Eukaryota; Oomycota; Peronosporomycetes; Peronosporales; Peronosporaceae.
AUGCUGGUGAACGGCGUGGACAUCUCCAUGCUGGAGGGCUGGAUGAUCAAGAUCAACAGCAACCCCAGCUUCUUCGGCAAGAACAUGAACCGCCGCUGGUUCAAAGUCGGCUUCGUGCCGGGCCCCGGCUCCGAGAAGAAGCUCGUCAUCUCCUACUCCACCAGCAAAACGGCUAAAGACCCUCGCGGUUGGCUCUACGUCGAAGACGUCAGCGGCAUCUACUGCCGUCGGGUGAGCCUCAACUGCAUCAGAGAGAUGAUUGAGAUCGUGUCUCCGUCACGCACGCUUCGACUGAAAGGGGAGACGGCGGUCGAGCACCGCCUGUGGUCGGACAGCCUCUACAAGCUCUGCAAUCCUCCGCCCAAGUCUGCGACCGCUGUGGUCCAGACCACGCCUGCAGUGGCCGAGCCGAGGCAAGAACGCACUCCCCGUCGAUCCCAGCGAGAGACCAAGCAGGCGGACGAAAAGGAGGCCGAAGACCGAGCGCAACGCAAACAGCGACAGCGAUCGGAUCGCGACCGAGAGCGAGAGCGAGAGCGUGAUCGUCGCCCCGUGGAAGACGACGACCGCGAGCGAGGAAAGACGACUACGACGAUCGCGAUCGUGACUCACGGAAGCGCCGCUCUCCGUCGCCCAAGCAGCGCGCCGAACCAAGACGAGAACAACCCCAGCAAUCGCCCCAGUGAGUACGAGCACAGCGACGACGACAGCAGCGAAGACGACCGAGCCGACAGUCCUCGCCCCUCGACCAACAGCAGCACGCGCAGCUUGCUCGUAGCUCAGAUCAAGUCCGGCUCGUCCUUCGAAGGAGACAUCGGGGCCCAGUGCAAGAACGUCAUCUCCGACAGCGAAGAGGAGGAGGAAGACGACGCCUACCACUACGAGAAGAAGGAGGAAGAUCCGGAAGGGGACGAGAGUCCUCGUGAGCCUGUCACAACCUCCACCAACGCGCUUGACGAAGACACUUCUCGUGACGAACUGGAGCAGAUGAACCCCGAACGAAUUCCAGCGGCCAAACCUCCCAGUAAGCGCGUGACCUCCGACUACUUCGACUCGGACGAGGAGGACAACGAUCAACCAGCCCCACCACCAGCGAAGAACGCGGCCGCCCGUGAUGACCCCAAAGCUCCAGUAUCCAGCGUCGCAGCCGACAACAACUUCGUCCAUGACGACUGGGACGCCGAAGAAGAGGAGCCUACGUCGUCAGCACCCGCGUCCAAGUCUUCAUAUCCGGCUGCUGUAGGGAGCGGAGGUGUUGCUGCAGACGCCAACUUUGUGCACGACGACUGGGACGAUUAG